AACAAACGAAUACGUCACUACGUAGUCCUACUACGUCUGCUCACUCGCUACUCCGUGCUAGUACUCUAGGUAUCACACAGCUCCCCUAUCUUCGCUCUACCUUUAUUCAACAAUCACAUUCUUAAUCUUUCAAUUUACCAUACUCGGUCUUGGUUUUACCGACUAUGUAUCGAUCUAUCCCCCUUUUCCGUUCGACCUUCCCUCAUUAUAUUAGACACUCCAUGGCCAUUUCAUAUCGACCAAAGCCCGUCAAAUUGCUUCACAAAACAUUUUCUAUGAGAAGAUUUGCAGAUGGUCCGCCAGAACCCCUGGCGCUGACCAAGGAUGAGAUUACGGAUAUGUUACUGAGAGUGCUCAACCAGUUCAAACAAAUUGACAGUAGCAAGCUUAUUGGCAAUGCGUCUUUCACCACCGAUCUGGGCUUUGAUUCUCUUGAUCACUCCGAACUUAUUAUGUCUGUUGAAGAGACUUUCGAUAUCGACGUUGCCGACAAUGACAUUUGCGAGCUUGACAGCAUGGAUAAAACUGUUGAUUACGUUGCAAAAACUUUGGAGGCGCAACGUCUUGUCGAAAAAAUCAAACAAUCGUAACGUUCAUGGGUAAUGUAUUAUCUGCAUGGAUCAUCUACCCAGGUGGAGAUUAUGACAGUAAUGCUAAUAAUCAGCGAGAAGAGGGAAUUAGGGGAGUUUGGAGGAGAACGUCUGGUAAAGAUGGUAUACUUGACGCUAAAUAGAUACCGGGAGAUCCGGAAAAUAGAACUUGCGGAUGAAAAUAGUACUAAAAC
Molecule: messenger RNA, 784 nt
Organism: Cryptococcus deneoformans JEC21
Lineage: Eukaryota; Fungi; Basidiomycota; Tremellomycetes; Tremellales; Cryptococcaceae
Product: acyl carrier, putative
Exons: 6
Coding region: 165-590 (141 amino acids)
Biological process (GO): fatty acid biosynthetic process
Cellular component (GO): mitochondrion
Molecular function (GO): acyl binding; acyl carrier activity
Source: RefSeq, a predicted model, not a curated record